UUUCUUGAGAAUAAUUUAAAAAACUUGGUACUGAAGAAAAAUAGCCCCCAAAAUAAGAGACAGUCCCAAAAAAUUUCAAAUUUUGACAUUGAUUUGAUGAAUCCUGAUGACAGAAAACGCAGGUUCAAUGAAGCCAUCGUUAAUAUGCUAUAUCCCUCCUCUCCUCAGCGCGAACGAGAGUUGGAACCUGCGGAACCCUUGAUCGAAGAGUCUGCUUCUGACGUUAUUUCAGGUGCUUUGGAUCAUUGUGACAACAAUUCCUCGACUAGCGUUGAAGAAGAGCAUGACUCGGAGACAGAGAAGCUCAGCAGGGCCCAGCGAAAGAAAAUUCGGAAGAAGAAACUGAAGGAAGAAGUCGUUCGUCGCGGAAAACUUAUUGGACCGCUGUUGCCUCUGACUUCCACUCAAGUUACACGUGAUACUCCACCUGUUCGAUCAAAUGCUUCUGAAGAAGGUGGUGUGGCGGAUUGUGGUGGUAAAUCAGGGAAAGUGAAGCACCGUAGGAUGGCAAAAAGGCUUGCCAAACAAAAGGGAAAUGCCUCUACUUUGGGCGACACAAAUCAAAGUUCCGCUGAGGACCUAAAAGAAGCCCGUUUAUAAGUAUAUGCUGGAAACAAUCACAGAUAGAGAUGCUAUUCUUUAGAGUAUAGUUGAGCUCGUGAUACAGUGGUUAAUUUUGUAAAGUAGUUUCAGAAUGGAUGGCUGUAUUAAAACGAGUUUGCUUCUUGUUACUCAACAAAUUUCCUUGGUUAACAGCAUCAUUCUGUGACUGUGGUUUCCUUCAUAAUUUCAUUUAUUACCCCCUCAAUUUAUAUGGGAAUGUGUAAAAUAGAUCAUCGAUCACGAGAGGAGAAAGUGGUAGACGCAUUUAAUGGGUUUACAGUUCUUGCAUCCAGGUGAUGAAAAACGAGAAGUCCUGUAAUGCUGGUCCUUUUUUACAUAUCUGAAAUACACUAAUGUAUUUCGAAAUGUGCAGUCUGAAAACUAUUUAUGGAAUGAAUUAAAAAAAAAAAAAAACCUUUAGGAUUUUAAAAUUCAGAAGGCAUUUUCACACUGGAUCUUCAUCUUCUUCGCUCAUUCCUCACCACCAUCACUCAUUCUUCUGCAUCUACAUCAUCAGAGUGCCAACAAUGUUAGUGCAACUGUCAAUGUAAGUGCCCUCGCCAUUACAUUCAAAGACAGGAGACUCGUUGGACCUUCGCAAAUAUGGGAAUGUGUAAAAUAGCUGCUAUUUGAUGCUCCAAUGUGAAGGCGUCGUUGAGGGCUCCAGCCAGGUAGCAGCAAUCGAUGCAAAAGGUGAGGUUCUCGCAAGAGAAACAACAGUUGCGACGGACCUCUUUGAUGAAGAGGAACUCCGGCGAGGUUAGGGAGGUGCUAGAGGAACUCUUUCUUCAGGUUCCUCAUCUGCCAGAGGCCAAUGACAGAGAAGAGACAGGGUAGAAUGGCCAAUUCAUGAUACUGGGGUGCAGCAAGAAAAAAUGGGGUGCACGAAGAAAUAGCCAUAAUGAAAUCUUGGGCGUUAAUGAACCGAACCUCAAAGAAUUUGGGGUGAUGAUAUCACACGUGUGAAAAAAAAAAUAGUUUGUAAUGAAGGUUGGAUUGAUCUGCUGUAAUUAAAAAAAAAAUCAAAAUGGGUUGUAAAAGAAUAGUGAAUUGAUUCACCAAAUGAAUGCAAAUAAAUUGAAAAGCAUAUAAGCCAAAAAAAUACAAUAAUCACUAAUUAAUAUAUUAAAACAGCAAAUACACUCACUGACCAAUGACAUUAAAAGAUUAAAAAAAGAACUACAUUAAUAUUAAUAAACUUACAAUCAUAAUUCAAUUUUAGUGAACUAUAACGAAUAUUAAAAAGAAACAAGCCCAACGAGUAGACUCAAACAAACACACCUUCAACUCACUUA
Vigna radiata var. radiata (mung bean) is the source of this 1898-nucleotide messenger RNA. RefSeq lists its product as uncharacterized. NCBI's taxonomy places the organism in Eukaryota, Viridiplantae, Streptophyta, Magnoliopsida, Fabales, Fabaceae. The coding region runs from base 97 to 600 and encodes 167 amino acids. The transcript is spliced from 4 exons. The record is from RefSeq and is a predicted model, not a curated record.